Acyrthosiphon pisum (pea aphid) is the source of this 1714-nucleotide messenger RNA. Its product is annotated as TATA-box-binding protein-like. The record is from RefSeq and is a predicted model, not a curated record. NCBI's taxonomy places the organism in Eukaryota, Metazoa, Arthropoda, Insecta, Hemiptera, Aphididae. Gene Ontology annotation, biological process: DNA-templated transcription initiation. Gene Ontology annotation, molecular function: DNA binding. Bases 502 to 1512 code for a protein of 336 amino acids. The transcript has 10 exons.
UAACAUUAUUUUAGUUAUAAUACAUAAUAAUACAUAUUAUUCUUUGUUAUACAGAGGUGUAGUAUCAGCCUGUGAUCUAUAGGGCCUAGAAGGCAAAUUUUUCAAGGCUCUUUCAAAAAUACUUUUUUACCAGUUUUGUUUUGCCGCCUUUCGAUUAAAAUUAAUGGAGUUGAACGAAUAAAUGUUAUAUUCUCAGUACACCCUCACUCUGUUAGACGACUCCUUGAAGACUAGCAAUCUAAGCCAUUGAAUGUGUUAUUAAAUCGGUAAACCAUGUUUUAAUUGGAGAAAAAUGUAUUGGCAGUAUUAAUGGAACAUGUGCGUCUGCCAUUAUUAACAUCAACACCCGAUGUAUAUUAAAUAACGUGGUUGAAGAAACACUUCUGAAAAAUAAUUCUAAAUAAGUCAGUUAAGAAUUUCGCCAUUCCAAAUACGAUUCAGUGUAGAGGUUUUUGAUGUCACUGUUCAAAAAUUGGUAACUAGUAUGACUAGAGAAGUGAUAUGCGUGUGGGAAUACUGAAUAAUUGUUUAAAUGAGAAUAUAACUGUAACAAUGGAUUUAAGUGAUGAUGAAGAAUUUUAUGAUUCUGAUCAGAGUGAUGAACAAAGCUUACAUACUAUACUCAGUAAAACUCUCUACGACAAAGACUAUGAGUAUGAAGAAUACGGAGAUCAAAUUGCUGGCGAUGAAGAAGCAUUAGGUAGUGUGCAAGAGGAAGUACUAGGUCCAGUGUAUAAUGAGAUUGAUCCAGAUUUAACACCUGCUAAAAAAUUAAAAGAUACUGAAGAGGUAGAUUUAACACCAGAAGUUAUAGACGAGUCUGAAAACAAACAUAUUUUUGAUGGACUUAAUGAUGAUAAUUUUGAACCAAUAAAAAAAAAACAAAAAACAAGCAAUGAAGAUAGUAGUAAUGCAAAUCCUCAUAAAACUAUUACUAUGCUUAUACCUCGAUUAAUUCAGUGUAACAAAAUUAGUAAACCUAUUGAAGUUCAAAACAUUGUAUGUGGUGCAAAUAUGGGAUGUCCUUUGGACUUGGUAAAAAUUGUCAUGUGGACUAAUAACUCGGAAUAUAAUCCACUGCGAUUUAAUGGACUAAUUAUGCGUCUUCAUACGCCUAAAGUUACCAGCCUAUUAUUUUCAUCAGGUAAAAUUAUCAUGCAAGGAGCUAAGGAUGACCGAACUGGAAAUUUAGGAUGUCGAAAAGUAGCAAAAAUUUUAGAACGACUUGGACACAAUGUAAAUUUUUUUGAUUAUACAGUGCAUAACAUUGUAUGCACAUGGAGUGUUGGUUUCCCAAUAAUGUUGGAAGAAUUAUAUACUGCUCACUUACAAUUUACCAGCUUUGAGCCUGAAGUAUUUCCUGCGUUAAUUUAUCGAAUGGUCAAACCUCGAGCAGUGUUUUUAAUUUUUGUAAAUGGAAAAGUAGUUUUAACAGGUCUUAAAACAAAAUCAGAUAUCAAAGAAUCUGUCUUUUUGAUGCAAGAUGUAUUAAACAAUUUCAAAAAAACUUGAAACAAAAUAUCAAAUUUAAGUUAGCCUUUUAAUUAUUGAAAUAUGCACAUUCAGAACGGGAGCUAGUAUGGACAAUUUUAUAAACGGAUCCACAAAAUGCAUUCCUGUGAAGAUGUUGGAAGACCUGCAACAAAUUAAAAUUGAAAUAAAACUAUGCGAAAAAAAAAUUUACAUACAAAUUUAAAUAAAGAUUAUUAAUACG